Molecule: messenger RNA, 2733 nt
Organism: Dictyostelium discoideum AX4
Lineage: Eukaryota; Evosea; Eumycetozoa; Dictyosteliales; Dictyosteliaceae
Gene: pkgC
Product: protein kinase 3
Exons: 2
Coding region: 1-2733 (910 amino acids)
Biological process (GO): cellular response to diterpene; regulation of chemotaxis; regulation of cell migration
Molecular function (GO): protein serine kinase activity; ATP binding; protein serine/threonine kinase activity
Source: RefSeq, a predicted model, not a curated record
AUGUCGUUUAAAAAACAAACAAAGACACCAACUUCAUGGUUUCCAGGUUUGAAAAAAGAAAGAGAUUUAUCACAUCAUAAAGAAAGGUAUUGCACUCAAUAUGAUGUAAUAAAAGUAAAUGCAUAUGGAAAAAGACAACAAAGAACAUUGGCAGUUAGUUCAUUAGGAGUUUCAAAUUUAAAUGGACAAUCAUGUCAAUGGUUUGUUAGAAAUUCAGAUGUUUAUAGUAUUGAGCAAGAUCCAACUGAUUCACAUAAAUUUUCAUUAACAUUUUUACAUCGAUAUCAUUUUGAAGCAGAAACACCAGAACAAGCCAAAAGUAUAAUAUCGGAAUUUAAAAGAUUAGGAGUUGGAUCACCAUCUGGUGGUGGUGGUGGUGGAAGUGGUGUUAGUAGCAAUGGUUCGAAUAGUACUGCCACCAGUCCAAAUACAAGUCCAAUAAGAUUAUAUGUUAGUGAUCCAUCGAAUCAACCAACGUCAUCAUCACCACCUCCACAACCACCAUUAUCAGAGAGUGUUGGUGUACAUAGAUCAAGUCCAAUGUUAAGUAGUAGUAGAAUGAUUAGUCAAUUAUCUCAAAGUACUAGUGAAAAUAAUAUAUCAUCACCAACAUAUCAUCCACAAGGUUUAUCAGGUAGCAGUACAAGUAGUUCAUCGGCAAGUGGCGGUGGUGGUAAUAAUAAUAAUGCUAAUAAUUCAACACCACCAAAUUUAAUAGCAUCAUCAGCAAGUAAUAGUAGUCUUUAUUCAUCAUCAAUUAAUAGUAGUGGUAUUAUAAAUAGUUCAAAUAAUAAUAGUAGUAUUUCAUUUAAUAAUAAUAAUAAUAAUAAUAAUAGUAAUUUAACAACUACAACAACAACAACGUCAACAUUUAAAACACCAACAUUACCAAUAUCACAAGCAUCAAAAUUUAAUAAUGAAAGUGAAUCAAUGGGAUUAAGUCCAUUAACACCAAAUUCUAAUUCUCAAACUGCAUUAAUGCAACAUAUUAAUGCAAUGCCAAAUACACCAAAUAGUAACUCAACCGAGGGUUCAAGAGUUUGGAAAAUUAGAGCAGAAGAAUUGAAAAAACAAUUCCUUUUAAAGAAAAGUUCGAAAUCAACUCAAACUGUAGCAACAACAACACCAACACCAAUUACAAAAGCUGAUAUUAAAAUAGUUUUAGAUGAUAAUAAAGAUGAUAAAAAUAAAGAUAAUAAUAUUGGUAGUGGUGGUAGUGGUAAUAGUAGUAGUAAAAUUAAUAAAGAAAAAGAUAAUCCUUAUAUUAAUCAACCAUCAUCAUUACCAUCAAAUAAUAAUAGUAAUAAUAAUAAUAUAACAAAAUCAAAUUCAACUACCACAUCCCAAACAAAUGAUAAAAAAGAUGUUUGUUCAAGUACAAUCAAUUUUGAUAAUUUAGAAGUUUCAUCAUCAUCAGAUCGUGAUUUAUCAUCAUCAAAGAGUUUAAAUAAAAAGAAUAAACAAAGUAUAAAGAAAUUAACAAUUGAUGAUUUUGAACUAUUAAAAGUAUUAGGAGUUGGAUCAUUUGGUAGAGUUUAUUUAGUACGUAGAAAAGAUACAGGUAAAUUCUAUGCUAUGAAAGUAUUGAAUAAGAAGGAUAUGUUGAAAAAGAAACAAAUUGCACAUACAAAUACAGAGAAGAUGGUAUUGUCAACGAUGGACCAUCCAUUUAUAGUUAGAUUACAUUUUGCAUUCCAAAAUGAGGAUUUCCUAUUCAUGUGUAUGGAUUAUGUACCAGGUGGUGAAUUAUUCCAUCAUUUACAAAAAGCUGGAAAAUUCCCUGAGGAAUUGGCAAAGUUUUAUAUAGCAGAGGUGAUUUGUUCAUUACAUUAUCUACAUUCCAAUAAUAUCAUCUAUAGAGAUAUUAAACCCGAGAACAUUCUAUUGGAUGAGGAGGGUCAUAUAAAAUUGACCGAUUUCGGUCUAAGUAAAUCUGGUAUCACAAGUGUGGUUGGUAGUAAAAAUGGUGGCGAAGGUGGAUUUGCAACCACAUUUUGUGGCACACCAGAAUAUUUGGCUCCGGAAAUUAUCACUGGCGCAGGCCAUGGUAAGGCAGCGGACUGGUGGUCUGUUGGUAUAUUAUUGUUUGAAAUGUUAACUGGAAGAUCACCAUUUUUAGCAAGCAACAGAAAUGAUAUGUAUAAAUCAAUGAUUCAAGGUAAUCUAAGAAUGCCAAUGUUCCUCUCAUCCGAUGCACAAGAUUUAUUGGAGAAACUAUUGGUACCCGACCCAAAUAAAAGGUUAGGCUCAACCCAAGGCUUUGAAGAGAUCUCUUCCCAUCCAUUCUUUGAGUUAAUACCUUGGAGAAUGUUGGAAAGUAAAAUGAUUACACCACCAUUCAAACCAACCAUUAAAGAAAUCUCAUUACCAAAUUCAAAUUCAAAUUCAAAUAAUAAUUCUCAACAACCAACAAAUAAUAAUUUAACUCUAAGUUGUGAUCCUGAAUUAAAUGCAAAAAUUAAUUUCCAAAGAAGAAAAUCAUCAGCUGCCAGUGUUUAUAAUUUAGAUUCUCCAUUUAAAAACUUUUCUUGGAAUAAAGAAGAGGAAGAUGGUAUUAUGGGCGAACGUGAAUCGAUUGGAUCGAUCUCAUCAAAUAAUUCAAUAUCAUCAUCACCAACUUCUUCUUCUCCAAUUAAUAAUAAUAAUAGUGGUGGUAGUAAUACCGCUGGUGGUCAUAGAAUUUUAACAAGAAAAAGUACAAUUGGAAAAAAUUUAAGAAAAGGAAGUGUUUAG